AUGCGGCGCGGCGCCACAGGACACUGGGCAGGAGAUGCUGCUUGCAAGUUCCCUUCGGCUGGAAGCAAGCCGCAGGCAUCCCAACCUAGGGCUGCGAUGAUGGCCUACAUGUCUGACUCGUCAUCCGAUGAUGGUGACUGUGUGAUCCUGACCCAUGGACACAGCAGUACACCGACGGCCAUGAUGGGUUAUUCGGUUGCAAGAGGUAGACCCAAGGGCGCCCCAAAACCAACCGCCAAGCCAUCAGUUCCAGUGCCGUUGCUCGUGGCCGAAAGAGUUGAGAACACAGACCCCCAAACAUUGCAAGUGGUUACCAAUCUGACUGGGGAUGGUGCCGGUGAUCGCAUGUCAAGUGCUGAAAUCCAAGCCGUGUUGGCCGUAUUCACUCAGAGCUUGCUUGACUCAGGCCCGAAGUCACCAGCAAACCUUCACAAAGAGCUGGAUGACGCGAUCAUCGAGGUGAUGGCGGUGCAGGACCCGGAAGCCUACCCACCAGAUUCCGAUGACCCAGAAGAUUGGGCACAACUGGAUGAGGGGGCUGCGUUGACGUUGGCGGAGUUGACGGGACCCAGAGGUUUCACUGGCUGUGCGGGCAAACCCCGACACAGGCCUUUCCGCCCAGCGGCGUGUGUUGCAAACAUGGACCGUGGCCAUGUGGUGUUCCAAUUCAACGGAGACGUUGGGACAACCACGAAUCUUGAAGGACAACACAAUUGCGUGUCGAUUGUGACCGGUGGCGAGCUGACGAGAUUGAGCCCACGGCAGGCAGACGGCAAGGUGAUCCUGCCGAUUGACGUUCGUGAGACCCACGAUCCGGAUGGUGGAACUCACAGGCGGCAAUUCUCUUCACCUGCCGAAGCAAUAGGUGCGGUGGUCAAUGCAGGGUCUCGAGCCGGUGUGGAGCGCAUCAUCGGCCUUUGCUGGGAAGUGUUCAAGGCCCUGGGAAUCCCCGAGGACAAGAUGUAUGAGCCUUGGGAGAAUGCGGGGCCGAUUAUCCGUGGAUCUCUGGCGACGGCGAGGAUUCGUGGGGCGUACGUGAGAGAUCGCUCCGACAGUGGAGGCGGUGCAAGCGUGACGCCUGGAGGCGAUGCACUCCGUGCAAGAAGAGAUGCAGAGAGAGCCCACGGGAGAAGACAUCACGAGGAGAUUCGAGAUCACGACAUCGUGGGCGAGGACGUGAUUCAAGGAGACGGAGUGACUCACGAGCUCGUGGUCGACGAGGUGAUUCCCGGAGACGCUCGAGGUCAAGGCCAAGGGAACCAAGAGCACCAGAACGACCUCCCCGACGACCGGCGGCGCCAGAGGACCCACGCAAGCGAGAUAUCGGUGGACGCAUUGAACGCCAUGAUCGUGAAGUCAGGAGCCCACGAUCGCAUGAUGUGGGAAGGCCCAGGCGAUCGCAAUCAGAACGAGGUCAACGUGAGAUUUCAGACAAGGACCGUGGACACCGGUUGGAAUGGUGAGAACCUUGUGGCGAUGCAGGGCACGCCAGAUCUGUGGGACAUGUUUCAAGGUGUUGACUUCUUUGUUUUCAUUAUUGGUUAUGAUUCAGAAGAUCAUCAACUUAUGCAUGGUGAAUUGUUGACAGAGGUUCAAUCGUUUUGUGAAGCAUCAGGAUCACGAUGGAUGAACGUGGAUGCAUUGGACACCACAAGAUGGGACCAGUAUGCCGAGGUUGAAGCCCCAAUCAUCUGUUCCCAGUCCAUUGGCAUGACCACCAACGAUGAUGAAGUCAUGGUGAGAAUGGCUGUUUGGUGUGAUCAAGCCAGCACGUCCCACGAUGAAGAUGACCCUGGAAUGCCUCAUGAAGAAGUGUUCACCGCGUCAUUCCAAGAGCUGAUUUUGGGAUUAGGAGAUGAAUUCCAUGUUGAUUCCAUGACGCGUGCUGCCUUCCCAGCUGCGCUGCAAGAAGAGCAGGCUGAUAGGUUUCAGGUGGAUCCCGAUGAACCACCAGGAGCCGAGUUGAACCGUGAGGCAAUGGCUGAGGAGUUGCUAGCCGAUGAGCAGCUUCUGGACACAGUUGAAGUGCCAGGAUUGCCCCAGAGGGAGGCAGAGCGUAGAGCUGCGUGGAAGAAACUCCCCCAAAGGGUUAGGAUUGCCAUCCGUCGUUUGCGUCGACAGUUUGGCCAGUGCCCCGGGAAUGUUUUGGUGAACUUGUUGAGAGCUGCUAGGGUAGAAAAGAAAUAUGUGAAUGCGUACCGGUUUGGAGCAUGCCUGGGAAUCGAUCUCCUGGAGAUCAAGGACAGCACAGGUGCUGUUUACACAUGUUUAAACAUGGUCGACAUGGGAAUCACGUUCCAGCAAUUGCAUGUGAUCCGGAAGGGACAUAAUGCGACAAGUACCCAAGUGAUCAAGACACUGAGCGACCGUUGGUUUUCCUGGGCGGGAUUUCCAAAACAUGGAAUCCAGAUGAGAAAUGCUCCGUUGGAAACGCCGGAAGCAGUGGGACGCGUCGAAAGACACGGGGGGAUAACAAAAGCGAUGAUGAAGAAGAUGCGCGCGGAAAUCCAACCAUAUACCAUUGAACAGAUGCAACACUGCGUAAAUGAAAUCUGCAUGAUCAAGAAUUCCACGGCACGCGUUGGAGGGUUCAGCCCAAGUCAAUGGGUACUAGGCCAGAACCCGAGAGGGAUGCCUAGCUUUAUGUCAGAGGAAUCGUUCGCUGACUUGGGAGCCGUGGGGGACUCUGCAGAUCCCGGGAGCAUGAAGCAAGAGCUGCUGCGAAGAGAGCCUACGUGUAUCUUGACGCAAACAAAAGAGUCGCUCGAGCAAUGUUGA
Messenger RNA from Cladocopium goreaui, 2778 nucleotides. NCBI's taxonomy places the organism in Eukaryota, Dinophyceae, Suessiales, Symbiodiniaceae. The record is from the annotation of a GenBank genome assembly.